AUGACACCGUAUGAGGCUUUCUAUGGUCAUAAGUGUUGCACUCUUCUGUGUUGGGCUGAGUUGGGUGAGAGGAGGAUUAUGGGGUUAGAUUUGGUUUUUAAGACUGAAGAUAAGGUUAGACUGAUUCGGGAUUGCCUUAAGGCAGCAUCUGAUAGACAGAAGUCUUAUGCAGACCUAAAGAGGAAAGACAUAAUGUUUGUUGCACGAAAUCAAAUUUUCAUUAAAGUAUCUUCGUGGAAGAAAGUUCUCCGACGGUAUCAUUUUGAUCCAUCUCACAUUGUGCCCAUUGAAGAGAUUGAGGUGAGGGCAGAUUUGACGUUCGAGGAAGAACCAAUUCAGAUUUUGGAUCAAAAGGUUAAUGUCUUGAGAAAGAAGACUAUUUCAUUAGUUAAGGUCUUGUUGCAGAAUCAUGGUAUAAACAAUGCCACAUAG
This is a messenger RNA of Gossypium raimondii (Peruvian cotton), 432 nucleotides long. RefSeq lists its product as uncharacterized. The record is from RefSeq and is a predicted model, not a curated record. Lineage: Eukaryota; Viridiplantae; Streptophyta; Magnoliopsida; Malvales; Malvaceae. The transcript is spliced from 2 exons. The coding region runs from base 1 to 432 and encodes 143 amino acids.